Messenger RNA from Rubroshorea leprosula, 1455 nucleotides. Lineage: Eukaryota; Viridiplantae; Streptophyta; Magnoliopsida; Malvales; Dipterocarpaceae. The record is from the annotation of a GenBank genome assembly.
AAAACAACUAAAUUAAAUAAGGCAGUACAUGUUUUCUUAAGGUAUGUUUGGUUUCCCAUUUCCCUCAAACCAAACAUACCCUUAAUAAAAUCUCACAACCCUAAAUCUCACAAUCUUAACUACAGUAUUAAUCUUUUCAGUUUUUCACCCAACAAGACACUUGAAUCUAUAUGCAUUCACUCGACAUGUGUAUAUUGUAAGAUUUCAUUGUUUGCACUGAGUAUGAAUCAGCUCAGUUUGUAAACUUAAAACAAAAAACAAAUUCUGGUAAUGCCUUCCUUUUUCGAUCAAUUGCUGUGUGUAGCUAAUUGAGUUAUCCACUCUAUCAUAUGGCUUGUCAAGAGGGCACAUGACUAGGUGUAAUUUCCUUGUGUGUUGAUGGUCCUAAAUUCAUGUCUAUAAGCAGCUAACUACAAAAAUUUUUAUUGGUAUAAUUUACAAAACUUAAUGGAUGUGUUGCUUGAGUAUUCAAAUUUAAUGCUUCAUUUUUUUUUGGAAUAUGCUUGCUAGAGGAUUAUGUUCUUGUUGGUGAUGUAAUGAUUAAUGAUGAUUACUUCCUUCCUAUGGUGAGUUCAUGUGUUCCUUUGGUUCCUUGUUGAUAUUUUGAAGCUUGAUCGUUACUCUUUUCCAAACUAUUCCUUUCAGUACUAGCUUUUUUUUUUUUUUUAAGGCCAACUUUUUUAGAACCAGUUGAGUCUUUAAUUGUAUAACCUGCAUUGCACAGAGCUUUUCACUGCACUAAAGGAGUGGGAAGAAAUGUUACAUGCUAGCUGCCAGGGACCUCACAAUUACAUGGGGUGAUACUCCUCGUUAUUGGAGUUGGAACUCCGUACCAGAUUCCAGGUUCCCUGAGGUUGCGGAGCUUCUCGCAGUUUGUUGGUUUGAAAUCAAUGGAAUGAUUAGUACUUGCAAGCUUUCUUCAAUGACACAUUAUAAAGCAUACCUUGUGUUCAAGCUGACAGCCACAGUUUAUGGAUUUGGAAAUGAACCUAUAGAAGCUACUAUUCAACUUAGUGGAACUGGAGAUUUACAACGAACUGUGUUUCUGCAUGCAGAAGGUGAAGAUGUACAAAAUGAUUACCGAUACCCAAUAGAGAGGGAAGAUGGUUGAUACCCAAUAGAGAGGGAAGAUGGUUGGUUAGAGCUAGAGUUGGGUGAAUUCUUCAAUGAAGGAGGUCAAGAUGGCAAAUUGGAAAUACGGAUUUUUCGUUUCAAUGGUCGCUGGAAGGGCGGUGUCAUUAUUGAAGGCAUCGAAAUCAGGCCAAAUUAGCAGGACAUGUCAAGACCUUCUUCCACUCUUUGUAUUUUGUGUGGUAAAACAUUGCUCCUUGUGUUAAAUUGCGAUUGUCAUGCACUAGUCUUCAUAAAUAUUUGAGUUCUACUGUUAUCUAGACGCGGUUUGUAAAAUCUUUAUUUAAACAAUGCAUGCCUAAUCUAUAAAGUUAAUUACUAGUU